AUGGCCAAAUCCGCAGACUUGGAGAACAACAGUCGGGACGUGCCCCUGCACAACGGCGUCGUGUCUGACACGCACGACCUCCAUCACGACCGGCACGACCCUGACCAUGCGUUGAACACCAUCCGCACGGCGGGUAGCGUUUCAAUCAGCGCCGAGCUGUUUGAGAAGAUAUACUUGACGCCCAAAAACCGCGUGUCAAACAACAUCCGCUCGACGUUUGGGAAUCCCACACCUCUCUGCCUCGUCGGCUUCUUAUUGUGCGUCACCCCCUUGUCCAACGUGCUGAUGGGGUGGAGGGGCGCAGGAGGAUUGGGCGCCGCUGAAGUAGGAGCAUACUACUUCUUUGGAGGCCUCCUUAUGAUUAUCGGCUGUGUCUUCGAGUUGAUCCUGGGAAAUACGUUCCCUUGCGUCGUCUUUGCCUCAUUUGGCGCCUUCUGGCUCACAUUCGCCGCGACCUUGACGCCUUUCUACAACGCUUCGAUCGCCUAUCAACCCGAUGACCCGGCCACCGCGGCGUCGAAUCCUAUGUUCACGGCAACAUUCGGCUACUUUCACCUCUACAUGGGUCUUCUGUGCCUUAUCUAUCUGUUCUGCUCGCUCAGGACUAAUAUCGUCUUUGUCUCCAUCUUUGCCACCCUCGUCCCGGCCUUUGGCUGCUUGACUGGCUAUUUCUGGAAAGCGUCGCAGGGCAUCGACGCUAAUAACCUCCUGGUAGCCGCCGGGGCCAUCACCUUUGUCACCAGUCUCCUCGGGUGGUACUUGCUUGUGAUCCAGUUGUUGGUUGCGGUGGACUUUCCGCUCUCGUUGCCUGUGAGUGAUCUCAGCCAUUUGAUCCGCGGUGCGAGCGACCGGACCAAGGAGACAUGA
Fonsecaea pedrosoi CBS 271.37 is the source of this 867-nucleotide messenger RNA. RefSeq lists its product as uncharacterized. The transcript is spliced from 3 exons. Gene Ontology annotation, cellular component: plasma membrane. Lineage: Eukaryota; Fungi; Ascomycota; Eurotiomycetes; Chaetothyriales; Herpotrichiellaceae. The record is from RefSeq and is a predicted model, not a curated record. Gene Ontology annotation, molecular function: acetate transmembrane transporter activity. The coding region runs from base 1 to 867 and encodes 288 amino acids.